GCUACACUCCAUAGGAGUACUGGACAUGUGGCAAACCAAGGAGCUGGGCUUGGAGCUGAACAAGAAAUAAACAGAUCGGGUGAUGUGUUUGGUGAUGAUGAGAUUAGACAAGCUGAAAAUGAUGCACAAGAUCAAGUCAACCAAAAUAAGGAGAAGGUAGCUUUUCAGCAACAAUCUGCCAGAUAG
Ilex paraguariensis (yerba mate) is the source of this 186-nucleotide messenger RNA. NCBI's taxonomy places the organism in Eukaryota, Viridiplantae, Streptophyta, Magnoliopsida, Aquifoliales, Aquifoliaceae. The record is from the annotation of a GenBank genome assembly.